This is a messenger RNA of Spodoptera litura, 1665 nucleotides long. Its product is annotated as golgin-45. Gene Ontology annotation, biological process: Golgi organization; Golgi to plasma membrane protein transport. The record is from RefSeq and is a predicted model, not a curated record. NCBI's taxonomy places the organism in Eukaryota, Metazoa, Arthropoda, Insecta, Lepidoptera, Noctuidae. Gene Ontology annotation, cellular component: Golgi membrane.
AUCUUAGCCAGUUUAAACUCCAGCGCAAAAAGAAUGUCUUGACAGUUGACACUGACAUUUGCUUCUGUCGUGAAACGUCAAUGUCAUCAGCUGACAGUGAGUGACAAAAAUAAGACGACGAAUACGAAUCAAAACUUGCUUUAUGAGUGAUAAAAGUAAAAACAAUUCAACAGAAUUAAAGUGAAAAGAAACAUUUAUAGAUAUUGAAACGUCGGUAGAUUUUGUAUUUUAUGAUCUAACUUUUUCGACUUCUUAUCUCGUAGAGAUGGAUAAACUAUACAAUACUUUCAACCCAAAAAUUAUGAGUAAAACGAGGACGGCGGGUGAUGGAAUGGAAUCUGACGAAAACACGUCGGAAAGAGUUCAGGAUGUCGGUCCUAAUAUUACCAGAACCCCAGAAAGGAAAGGUAGUGCUUUGCCUACUCGAUUAGUGCAAGUUUACGCUACUAAAGUGAUAAAAUCCGAUAAAACGAAAUCCAUAAAUAUGAAGACACCAAAGUUUGUGCCUUACGAGCCAUACCCAGCGGCAGUGAAGCCUAUGACACCUCAAAUUGCAUCAAAACAAAUGAAGAAGUCGAGAAACAAUAUGGACAUUAAUACUUUGAUUACCCAAAUGUCUCAGAUGAAUACAAACUUGAAUGAAUUUAAACCUCGUCCGAAGUUGAACUCUACAAGUGACAAGUCUGGUCAAGAUGUUGAUGCACCCAGUCCAGAAAAAGUUCAGAUGCAAAAAAAGAUAGAUAGCUUGACACAGGAAAAUGAAUCAUUAAAAGAGCAAUUGAAACAGCAAGUUCAGGUCAAUAAAGAGUUGAAAACAAUGCUGGUCGCGUCUAUGGGUGAGGACCUUGAGACACAAGUACAGUCUCUGAAUGAAGAUAAAAAGCAUUUGGCUAAUGCCUUACUCAGUUCUGCACAACAUUUGUCUACUCAUCAGGAACAAACAGAAUGGUUGGCCGGCCAGUGUGAAGUGUGGAGGAGUAAAUUCUUGGCUAGCAGUUUAAUGGUCGAAGAACUGGCACAAUGUAAGAAAUUACUGAAUGAAAAGACUGAUCAUUUGCAACAAGCGAUUAAGCAAUUACUUGACGAAAGAUAUAGGGCAAGGGAUAUGAUGCUAUGUACUUAUAAAAACUUGUACAGUCUGCACGAAAAGUGGCUUGAAAACAUCGCCAUUACAGAAUAUACAGGGAACUCAAAGAUGUACAAUCGGCCCAUUGGAAAUCUCAACUUUAAUGCGACGAUUCCACAUUCAACAAACAUUUUAGAUAUGACCACAGUGAAUUUGAAGCUUGCUGAGAAUAUCAGCAGUUCGGUUGAAAAACAAGAUAUUAGUCAUUUGAAUAGCUUGCCCACUGCCACAGAAGGAGAGAAGUUUGCAGAAACUGUAAUGGCAACACCCUUAGACGUGAAAAAGGUGAGUGAGGAACCGGUGAAUGCCCUCGUCCAUCACGCUUACAGCAGCAGCGGUAACACGCCGCGACCAAUCGCCUCCUGUGUACAUUGUCACGGAAAAGUCCAACUGUUAUAGAUUGACCAGAAUUAAGCUAGCAUUAGGGAUGAUGAAAAGCCUAUAUUCAUUUUUGGAUGAUGAAAAAAUCAUCAACAGCCUAUAAAUGCCCACUGCUGAGCAUAGCCUCUUCUCACCCGGAGAAGGUUUGAGCAUUAAUG